This is a messenger RNA of Anguilla rostrata (American eel), 1446 nucleotides long. RefSeq names its product adenosine deaminase tRNA specific 3 (gene adat3). The record is from RefSeq and is a predicted model, not a curated record. NCBI's taxonomy places the organism in Eukaryota, Metazoa, Chordata, Actinopteri, Anguilliformes, Anguillidae. Gene Ontology annotation, cellular component: nucleus; cytoplasm. The transcript has 2 exons. Gene Ontology annotation, biological process: tRNA wobble adenosine to inosine editing. The coding region runs from base 176 to 1255 and encodes 359 amino acids. Gene Ontology annotation, molecular function: tRNA-specific adenosine-34 deaminase activity.
UGUGUUUCAGUGAAUGACAUACAGAACCUUGUUGUGCACAUUGUUUCUAGGGGACUAUUUUCACGAACGCAAUAGCAGCGUGCAGUGCCUUGUUCCAUGUCUUGCCCGGGCUGGACACAGCUGACUAGUAUUUUGUUUUAACCUGCUUUUUAGACGGAAAACAUUAAUUCGUGUGAUGGAACCACAGUGCAAACGCAGAAAAGCGUCAGAGAGUGAAACCGUGGCCUGGGGCGUUUUCCCCGUACUUUCGGAUGAACAGUCCCAGGACGCAGAGUUACUGGAAGCCUAUGCGGCUCCCAUCAUCAACAAGAAGGAAACCUCUCGCCUCGUGAAGGAGCUGGCCUCCAUCUACCCGCUGCCCGGUGUUCAACACAUCAAGAGAGUGAGAGCAUGCAAGGACAGUGGCAGCCUCAAUCCUUUAGAAGUCAUUGUGUGUUUGGUGAGAGAUGUACAACCGAUUCCCAACAACGAGGAUUUGUCCAUCUCAGCCUUACUCCCCUCAGACAGAGUCGACAUCAGUGGAUUAGGGAAACCAUUCCUGGUGAAAGUCCCUGCAUAUCCUCCAUUAACCAGACCUCAGUUUGAACAAGCCAGCAGACACUGGCCAACUUCAUUCCAUGAGGACAAACGGGUGACUGUGGCUUUGAAAGGACAACUGUUUACUGCCGACCAGAAAGCCAAGAUGCAGAAAUUUAUGACUGCUGCUGUAAUGGCGGCAAAAGCAGGACGAGCGCUGGGAAUGGAUGCUGUUGGCGCCGUCAUUGUUGAUCCACAGACUGAGAGAGUACUUGCUACGAGUCAUGACUGCAGGGGAGGCGCUAACCCUCUACAUCAUGCCGUUAUGGUCUGCAUUGAUCUUGUGGCUCGGGGCCAGGGGGGCGGGGCUUACAAGUUUGACAGGUACCCCACCUGUCAGUUUUCAGUCCCAACUUCUUCACCUCACCAAAGCAGGACGGUCAUUUCCCCCUCCGUGGACCUGCUUGGCUUGGAUCAAGCAGAGCAGAGCUGGGUACCGUACAUAUGUACUGGGUAUGAUCUCUAUGUGACCCGCGAGCCCUGUGUCAUGUGCGCAAUGGCACUGGUCCACUCCAGGAUAGGCAGGGUGUUUUACGGAGUCGCUUCAGAGGACGGUGCCCUGGGAACCAAGUACAAAAUCCACACGCAGAAGGACCUUAAUCACCACUUUGAGGUUUUCAAAGGAGUUUUAGAACAGGAGUGUGAGGAACUCAAACAGGACGGUGCACUAAUUAAGUAGCUGUUCGUUUUAAAAUUCACAUUUGUCUUUUUUAAAUUGUGUUUCAUUUGUAGGCCAGAAAGAAUACACAAAAAAGUAAGAAGGAUGUGUUAUUUGGUAUUACAAAAAACACUUCAUGUUAAGUUUGUUUAACAGGUUCUUUUUAUACAAUUGGUUUUUAUUGACAUGAAAGGUUUUUCAUAGUAACUGCA